AGAAUUUCUCUGACAGCAGCAGAGUCUGGUAGUUUCGAGCCCAACCUUCGAAAUUCCAGACAGCUCUUCUUGCUCAACAAAAGUGCCACUUCUCCUCCCCUUCUCUACGCAUAAAAUUGAACCCCAAGAUUUCGGUAACAUCAUUCUUUAGUAGACGCCCUUUACUCUCUUUUAUUGCUAAGACGUUCCCAUUUCUACUGUCCAUAAAGAGUUCCAAAAGAGAUGAAUCCUGAGAAAUUCACCCACAAGACCAAUGAAGCACUUGCUGCGGCUCAUGAACUGGCUAUGACUGCUGGCCAUGCUCAGUUCACUCCUCUUCAUUUUGCUGCAGCUUUAAUUUCUGAUCCUAAUGGCAUUUUCCGACAAGCGGUUGCCAAUGCUGGUGGGGGUGAUGAAUCUGCCAAUUCGUUUGAGAGGGUAAUCAGACAAGCAAUGAAAAAACUGCCCUCUCAGACGCCUCCCCCUGAUGAAAUACCCGCAAGUACGUCAUUGAUCAAGGUCAUUCGACGAGCACAGGCCUUGCAAAAGUCCCGAGGCGACACCCAUUUGGCAGUUGAUCAGUUAAUUUUGGGGCUUCUUGAAGAUUCUCAAAUCCAAGACCUGUUGAAAGAAGCUGGGGUCACUACAUCUAAGGUGAAGGCUGAAGUUGAGAAAUUGCGGGGCAAAGAAGGAAAGAAGGUGGAGAGCGCCUCAGGGGAUUCUACAUUUCAAGCUCUGAAAACUUACGGUCGUGACCUUGUGGAGCAGGCUGGAAAGCUUGACCCAGUGAUUGGUAGAGAUGAAGAGAUUCGGAGGGUUGUUAGGAUUCUUUCAAGGAGGACUAAAAAUAACCCGGUUCUCAUUGGAGAGCCUGGUGUUGGAAAAACUGCAGUUGUUGAGGGAUUAGCCCAAAGGAUUGUUAAUGGGGAUGUUCCAAGUAAUCUCGCCGAUGUGAGAGUUAUAGCCUUGGACAUGGGAGCAUUGGUUGCAGGAGCAAAAUAUAGAGGAGAAUUUGAAGAGAGAUUGAAGGCUGUCCUCAAGGAAGUUGAAGAAGCCGAAGGAAAAGUGAUAUUAUUUAUUGAUGAAAUUCAUCUGGUUCUUGGAGCUGGACGAACUGAGGGAUCUAUGGAUGCUGCUAAUCUCUUUAAGCCGAUGCUUGCAAGGGGUCAAUUGCGGUGUAUUGGCGCAACAACUCUUGAAGAGUAUAGGAAAUAUGUCGAGAAGGAUGCUGCGUUUGAGAGACGCUUCCAGCAGGUUUAUGUGGCCGAGCCCAAUGUUGCUGAUACAAUUAGUAUUCUGAGGGGUCUAAAAGAGAAGUACGAAGGGCAUCAUGGUGUUAAAAUUCAGGAUCGAGCCCUUGUAGUUGCGGCCCAACUAUCAGCUCGUUACAUCACAGGGAGGCAUCUGCCUGACAAGGCAAUUGAUCUAGUGGAUGAGGCUUGUGCAAACGUAAGGGUCCAGCUCGAUAGUCAACCUGAAGAAAUUGAUAAUCUUGAAAGGAAGAGGAUUCAGUUGGAGGUGGAGCUCCAUGCUCUUGAGAAGGAGAAAGAUAAAGCUAGUAAAGCUCGGCUAGUUGAUGUAAGGAAAGAACUUGAUGAUUUGAGAGAUAAGCUUCAACCACUAAUGAUGAAAUAUCGAAAAGAGAAGGAAAGAAUAGAUGAGCUGAGAAGACUCAAGCAAAGAAGAGAUGAGCUCUUGUAUGCCUUGCAAGAAGCCGAAAGGAGAUAUGAUCUUGCCAGAGCUGCAGAUUUGAGAUACGGAGCUAUUCAGGAAGUCGAAUCUACUAUUGCCAAACUUGAAGCAGGUGCUAGUGAGAAUUCAAUGCUGACGGAAACUGUUGGACCAGAUCAAAUUGCAGAAGUCGUAAGUCGUUGGACCGGUAUACCUGUCACGCGGCUUGGCCAGAAUGAAAAGGAAAAAUUGAUUGGUCUUGCUGAGAGGCUGCACCAACGAGUCGUAGGACAGGAUCAAGCAGUAACAGCUGUUGCUGAAGCUGUCUUGAGAUCAAGAGCUGGACUUGGAAGGGCCCAGCAGCCAACUGGUUCGUUCCUUUUCUUGGGCCCAACUGGUGUUGGCAAAACUGAGCUUGCCAAGGCUCUGGCAGAGCAACUCUUCGAUGAUGACAAUCUGAUGGUCAGAAUCGACAUGUCUGAAUACAUGGAGCAACAUUCCGUUGCUCGGCUGAUUGGAGCUCCUCCUGGAUAUGUCGGACAUGAGGAAGGUGGGCAACUGACAGAAGCUGUGAGGAGGAGGCCCUAUAGUGUUAUUCUUUUCGAUGAAGUUGAGAAAGCACAUCAAUCCGUGUUCAAUACUUUGCUGCAAGUUCUAGAUGACGGAAGGCUGACUGAUGGCCAAGGCCGCACAGUUGACUUCACAAAUACUGUCGUCAUUAUGACCUCAAAUCUUGGAGCUGAAUACCUCUUGAAAGGAUUGAUGGGCAAGUGCACGAUGGAAAGUGCUCGUGAGCUGGUUAUGCAAGAGGUGAGAAAGCACUUUAAGCCUGAGUUGCUGAAUAGACUUGAUGAAGUCGUGGUGUUUGAUCCGCUCUCUCAUGACCAACUGAGAAAAGUUUGCCGCCUCCAGCUAAAAGAUGUUGCGCGUCGUUUGGCUGAGAGGGGUAUUGCCUUGGGCGUCACUGAACCUGCAUUGGAUGUCAUACUGGCUGAGAGUUAUGAUCCGGUUUACGGUGCAAGACCGAUAAGGAGAUGGCUGGAGAAGAAUGUAGUAACCGAGUUAUCAAAAAUGCUUGUGAGAGAGGAAAUUGAUGAGAACUCAACGGUGUAUAUCGAUGCUUCACCUGAUGGAAAAGGACUGACGUAUCGGGUUGAGAACAACGGAGGGCUUGUGAAUGCUGCAACAGGAGAGAAGUCCGAUAUACUGAUUCAGAUACCGAUCGGGUCAAAGAGUGAUGCUGCUAAAGCAGUGAAGAGGAUGAAGAUUGAAGAAAUAGUCGACGAAGAUGAGAUGGAUGAGUAAAUCCUUUGAGAUUUGUUUUAUUUUCUUGGUUGGAUGUUGUGUUUUUGUACUUUUGGCACUUGCAAUUGAAGUUUCUGCUUCCAAGUAUGGAAUAAUCCUGUGUUUAAAUGUAACUACUACUAUGUUAUAUCUUUUGGUUCGUCUCCCUAACGUAAAUUAUACUGAUA
Messenger RNA from Sesamum indicum (sesame), 3122 nucleotides. RefSeq names its product chaperone protein ClpB1. Gene Ontology annotation, cellular component: cytoplasm. Gene Ontology annotation, molecular function: ATP binding; ATP hydrolysis activity. Gene Ontology annotation, biological process: cellular response to heat. The record is from RefSeq and is a predicted model, not a curated record. NCBI's taxonomy places the organism in Eukaryota, Viridiplantae, Streptophyta, Magnoliopsida, Lamiales, Pedaliaceae.